This is a messenger RNA of Anas platyrhynchos (mallard), 15341 nucleotides long. It is a transcript of the gene DGKH, whose product is annotated as diacylglycerol kinase eta. Lineage: Eukaryota; Metazoa; Chordata; Aves; Anseriformes; Anatidae. Gene Ontology annotation, cellular component: plasma membrane. Gene Ontology annotation, biological process: phospholipase C-activating G protein-coupled receptor signaling pathway. The record is from RefSeq and is a predicted model, not a curated record. Gene Ontology annotation, molecular function: protein binding; ATP-dependent diacylglycerol kinase activity.
AGCAUCGCUGUGAUUUAAGUGCUUAUUUUGAACACUGACUACAUGCAAGCCACAAUAAUUUCCCAGUCCCACAGUUCAGAACAUGUGGUGACAAGGCUGGAUCCUGCGAGCUGCCAGAUCGGAGACGAACAGGGAAAAGUGACCCUUUGUGUAUUCCCCCCAAAAAGGCUACUCUUAAAGCAGUAAUUGUAACAAAGGAAUAAGAAAAUUAAAGGGUUAUGAGGGAACAAGGGGAAAGCGAUCCAUGAGUUUGUCCAGUGCUUGAAAGAUACGGGUGGUGGUCGCACACCUCCGUGCCACACAGUGGAUGAGGAGUACGAGGUGUACGGACGUAUAUACGGCCAUACACCCCGUCCCAGGUUGCUGCCCGUGCUCCCUGCAGCUUGCCCCCAAAUUCCAAAAUAGCGUCCCCAAAUUCGGAGCAGGACGGUUCCCUCUCCUCAUGCCAGGAGGCAGGACGGUCACCACGGGAGGCGAGGUGCCCCCAUUCCGCCCGCCGCCUUCUUGGCAGAGCGAUAGCGGGGGGCUGCCCUCCUUCGGGCACACCUCGGCUCCACGCACCUGGGCAGGUGCCUCAGCCACCAGGGACACCCGCCACGAGUGUCCCAAGGGGAAAAGGAGCCCUGGGGCCACCCGGCUGUCGCCCCCGAGGGCUCGCAGCGGGGCUGAGGGCGCGGGGGGCCGGCCCGGCGGAAGAUGGCGGCCGCGCUGUCGGCGCCCGGCUCUUCCCCGGCUCGGUCCCCGCGGCCGCCUCCGUCCCCUCCCCUCUGCACCGCCUCCUUCCCCACCCUCCCGUCCCUCCUCCUCCUCCUCCUCCUCCUCCUCCUCCUCCUCCUCCUCCCCGGGGAGGGGAGCGGCAGCGGCUGCCCUGGCUGAGCCGGGCUCGUGUGCUCUCUCUCGGCAGGAGUCCGGGAAGAUGGCCGGGGCCGAGGCGGGGAUGAGCGGCGGCGGCAUCCAGCAGCAGCAGCAGCCCCAGCAGCACCCGGCGGCGGUGGGAGCGGCGGUGGGGGCAGCGGACGAGUCGUCGGACAGCGAAGGGGAGCACGAGGGCCCCCAAAAACUCAUCCGCAAAGUGUCCACCUCGGGGCAGAUCCGCAGCAAGACAAGUAUAAAAGAAGGACUACUACUGAAGCAAACCAGUUCUUUUCAGAGGUGGAAAAAGCGUUAUUUCAAGCUUCGAGGUCGUACCCUUUACUAUGCUAAGGAUUCAAAGUCUCUAAUAUUUGAUGAAGUUGACCUGUCAGAUGCCAGCGUAGCUGAAUCAAGCACAAAAAAUGUCAACAACAGCUUCACGAUAAUCACUCCAUUCAGGAGGCUAAUAUUGUGUGCUGAGAACAGAAAAGAAAUGGAGGACUGGAUAAGCUCUUUGAAGUCCGUACAGUCCAGGGAACACUAUGAGACCGCACAGUUUAAUGUGGAACAUUUCUCAGGGAUGCAUAACUGGUACGCCUGCUCCCAUGCCCGACCUACCUUCUGUAACGUGUGUAGAGAGAGCCUCUCUGGAGUCACUUCCCAUGGCCUGUCUUGUGAAGUGUGUAAGUUUAAAGCACAUAAAAGAUGUGCUGUCAGAGCAACAAAUAACUGCAAAUGGACUACAUUAGCCUCCAUUGGAAAAGAUAUCAUUGAAGAUGAAGAUGGUAUAGCUAUGCCUCACCAGUGGUUAGAGGGUAAUUUGCCUGUCAGUGCCAAAUGUGCAGUCUGCGACAAGACCUGUGGCAGUGUUUUACGCCUGCAAGAUUGGAAGUGCCUUUGGUGUAAAGCUAUGGUUCACACUGCCUGUAAAGAUCUGUAUCCUCGUAAAUGUCCACUCGGCCAAUGUAAGGUAUCGAUCAUACCUCCAACAGCACUAAACAGUAUAGACUCUGAUGGUUUCUGGAAAGCCACAUGCCCGCCAUCCUGUGCCAGUCCUCUUUUAGUUUUUGUUAACUCAAAGAGUGGAGACAAUCAGGGAGUAAAGUUUCUUCGUCGAUUCAAACAGUCGUUAAAUCCAGCUCAGGUGUUCGAUUUAAUGAAUGGAGGACCUCACUUAGGUUUGCGGUUAUUUCAGAAGUUCGACAACUUCCGGAUUCUUGUAUGUGGUGGAGAUGGAAGCGUGGGUUGGGUGUUGUCAGAAAUUGAUAAACUCAGCUUGCACAAACAGUGUCAGUUAGGAGUGUUACCCCUUGGUACUGGAAAUGACCUUGCCCGUGUCCUUGGCUGGGGAGGAUCCUGUGAUGAUGAUACGCAACUUCCACAGAUUUUGGAGAAAUUGGAAAGAGCCAGCACAAAAAUGUUGGACAGGUGGAGUAUAAUGUCAUAUGAACUGAAAUUACCAGCAAAGCCUUCUAUUCCUUCAGUCACUGCAGAAGAGGAGUCAGAGGAAUGCCAGAUAUCUGCUUAUGAGGAUUCAGUUGCUGCUCAUCUUGCAAAAAUUCUCAAUUCUGAUCAGCACUCAGUUGUCAUAUCAUCUGCCAAAAUAUUAUGUGAAACUGUAAAGGACUUUGUUGCCAAAAUAGGGAAGACUUACGAAAAACCAAUGGAAAAUGCAGAUGAAGCUGAUGCCAUGGCCAUUAAAUGUUCAGAGUUAAAUGAGAAGCUAGACCUGUUGCUCCAAGCUCUUCACACAGAAGCCCAGGCUGCUCCUAUUCUCCCAGGCAUCACUCCCCACAUUGUGGAAGAAGAAGGAGAGGAGUUUUCAAGUGAGGAAUCCUUGUCUGAAAGUAAAGAGCAAUUAGCAGAGUGUGUUCCAAAGUCUUCCACCCAGAAACUCUUCAAACCAAGAGAACAGUUAAUGCUUCGGGCAAACAGCUUGAAGAAGGCUGUGAGGCAGAUCAUUGAACAAGCAGAAAAAGUUGUGGAUGAGCAGAAUGCUCAUAGUGAAGAACAAGUGAACCAGUCCCCUGUAGAAUAUAGCAAAGAAUUGGAUGAAUCCAAAGAAGAGGAAAAAGACGAAGAUACAAAGGAAUAUGAGUCCCAGUCAAUUAAAACUGCACCAAGAUCUCCAGAUCGACGUACGAGUCGAGGUAUCCAUUCCCAGACAGGCUCUUUCUCUGCUCCAGCUUUGGCUGCCAGUAAAGAAAACCUCCCUGUGCUUAACACUAGGAUUAUCUGUCCAGGUUUAAGGGCUGGCCUAGCUGCUUCUAUUGCAGGAAGUUCAAUUAUUAGUAAAAUGUUGCUAGCAAACAUCGAUCCAUUUGGUGCUACACCAUUUAUUGACCCGGAUCCAGAUUCACUGGAGGGAUAUUCAGAAAAAUGUGUCAUGAACAACUAUUUUGGAAUUGGGUUAGAUGCAAAAAUUUCACUUGAAUUUAAUAACAAGCGAGAAGAGCACCCUGAAAAGUGCAGAAGUCGGACAAAAAACAUGAUGUGGUAUGGAGUUCUUGGCACAAAAGAGCUGCUGCAGAGAACUUACAAGAACUUAGAACAAAAAGUUCAACUUGAGUGUGACGGACAGUACAUCCCCCUUCCAAGUCUGCAGGGCAUAGCUGUGCUAAACAUUCCCAGUUAUGCUGGUGGGACUAAUUUCUGGGGUGGAACCAAGGAAGAUGAUAUAUUUGGGGCCCCAUCUUUUGAUGAUAAAAUCUUAGAAGUUGUGGCAGUAUUUGGCAGCAUGCAGAUGGCGGUUUCAAGAGUUAUCAAACUGCAGCACCACCGGAUAGCUCAGUGUCGGUCAGUAAAGAUCACCAUACUUGGUGAUGAAGGGGUUCCAGUGCAAGUCGAUGGAGAGGCAUGGAUCCAGCCCCCGGGAGUUAUUAAAAUUGUACAUAAAAACAGAGCUCAGAUGCUAACACGAGACAGAGCCUUUGAAAACACCCUGAAGUCUUGGGAAGACAAACAGAAGUAUGAUUCCUGCAAACCUGUCAUUCGAUCUCCCUUGUACCCUCAACAGGCUGAGUUGGCUACAGAAGAAGAAGUCACUCAGAUACAGCUCUGUUCACAAGCUGCAGAAGAACUUAUUACCAGAAUCUGUGAAGCAGCAAAAAUACAUGGCCUCUUGGAGCAAGAGCUUGCUCAUGCUGUUAAUGCAUGUUCACAUGCAUUAAAUAAAGCCAACCCAAGGUUUCCUGAGAGUCUUACCAGAAACACUGCCAUGGAGAUAGCUGUCAAUGUGAAGGCCUUACAUAAUGAAACUGAAUCCCUGCUAGUAGGAAGAGUUCCUUUGCAGUUAGAAGCUCCCCAUGAAGAGCUGCUGUCUGAUGCUUUGCACAGCGUGGAGACAGAGUUGAGAAAACUUGCUGAGAUACCUUGGCUUUAUUAUGUGUUUCAACCUAAUGAUGAUGAGGAUCCUCCUUUGGAUUAUGCUAAAAGAAACAACAGAAGUACAGUGUUUCGCAUAGUGCCAAAGUUUAAAAAAGAAAAAAUUCAGAAGCAUAAGACCAGCCCUCAGCCUGUUCAAAAAUGGGGCACAGAUGAAGUUGCUGCUUGGCUGGAUCUGCUCAGUUUGGGAGAGUACAAAGAAAUCUUCAUCAGCCAUGACAUCCGAGGCUCUGAGCUUUUACAUCUGGAAAGGCGAGAUCUUAAGGACCUGGGGAUAACGAAAGUGGGUCAUAUGAAGCGAAUUCUCCAGGGAAUUAAAGAGCUCAGCAAGAACACCCCUUUGUCUGACGUGUAAUUAUGCUGGUACUCUCCUGAGAGAGAGAGGGAAAGUUGCUGGAGAAGCAGAGCUGUUGCAGGCACUUAGCUGUCUUUGUAUACUGUAUGGAAGAAUAAGCACUGGUGUAUUUGUACAGGCUAGUGUCUCUGAAUGCUUGUAUGGUGAAGAGCUUGUUGCAAGAGCAUAAAAGGAUUUGUGCCAAAAAAAAAAAAAAAAGGAAAAAAAAAGGAAAAAAGGAAAAACAGGAAAAGGUUACACGUUCCAUGAAGGCAUUUUCUUGGUGUUCAAAUUUGGCCAGUUCAGAUAAGCACAUUUUGGUAAAUCAGUUGGUUGACGGUGAACUGCACUGACUGGAAAUAUAACCGAGAAAUGAUCGCUUUGCUUACAUGCAGCUCAGUAUGCCUCUCUUUCCGACGCAGCAAGAUGCCACCGUACAGCAUGAGGUUGUCUGGUAGUCCUUUCCAGGCAUGGCUUCCGUAAAACCUCCCGUGCAGGAGACUGAGAGGUGGCCGCUUUCGAGGUUCAACACGCGAGUCUAGCAGUGCCUCAGGUACCUCACGCUCACGGGCCACGCAGGACGGGGAAAGAUACCUUGUUAUACCAUGAAUGCAAACUAUAAUGCAUGGUGUGCCUGCCUGAAUUGUCUGUCGUUCCGUUGCAUGACACUUCUGAUACUUUAAACACUUGAACAACUUUUAUAUCGGUUUGAAUGAGAUUUAAUUUAUUACUACUUGAGUGUCCUUUUUUUGGUUUCAGGCACUUUUCUAUUCUUCAGUGUUGUGUUAUUCCUAAAUGUGUUCUAUGGCAAAGGAUGUGUGGGUGUGGAAAAUAUAGCAUUUGUGCCAUAUUCAGCAAAUUAUAUGCAUUAUAUAUGAUUGAAACACUGUACAGUUAGAUUUUUAAAUAUACCAUGUACAGAAGGUGUAUCAGGUAACUAAUUUAUGAGUAUUUUUGAAAGACCGGUACCUCACAAAAAUAUCAAUUGGCUUCCUGCAUGGAAAAUUAUAAAGAAUUUUCUCAUGGUGCAUUUUAAUGUAGUUAUUCAGUUAUCUUAAACAUCUGUAGCUUAUUUGAACUUGUAUGAACUAAUGGUUUUAUUUAUUCUAUUGUUCUAAAAGCAGGUUGAAAGAUUAAUGAAAAUUUUUAUGGGAAAAUUUAAAGUAUUUAUCAUAAGGAAGAAAAGUGUUAAAAUGUAGCAUCUGAUUUGAUUUUUGUGGGGUAAAAGCUUUUACUCAUUACUAAUUUACUAUUAAUUUAAAAAUUUCUAUGUAUGCAUUUCUUUACAAAGGCAUCAAUUUGUUUCUUGUCAGCACUCCUACAUCAGUAGAUCAUAAAAAUAAAUUAAAAAACUCUAAAGUUUUACACUAUGCAUGCAAAGAUGAAUCACGUGCAAGCCAAUAAUCUAUGAGUGUAAACAGGUUAAAAAAUGAAAACCAUCUUUGUUUAGCAAUUGCAUUAGACUAGAGUUUAUAAGGUUAUUUAAAGUUUACUUAAACAAAACAUAGCUUCAUAAUUGAAUUUCCUGGUUAAUUUCUCACAAAGUAUUAAUCCAGUAGAAAAAUAAUGUGCUUUAUAUUUUAUAUAAAUAUUAAAUAUAUCUAGGGGUUAAGACACAAAAAAACUACUUAAAUGUUUGAGAUGAGAUGAUAUUGCAUCACAUGCCAGAGAACUUGCCCAGAACCUGUCUCCUUGCUGUUCUGAUCAACGUGGCAUUCCCACCAGAGGAACACUUUGACUUAGGCUUCAUCAAGUAUAUUUGUCAAUUUUUACAGGUUAAGGAGUAUGCUAAUAUGUAUUUCUAUUUUCCUAGUAGACAAUAGAGUAAGGUUUCAUUUGUUUGGUCAAAAGCUUUUCCCCAUUUAAAGGGGACAACGUCAAGUACCGCAUCCUGGUUUUGUCAUCCUUUUCUCAUGAGGAUGAUGGGAAUCAUCCCUUGGAAAAUCAGAUGUGUUCCCUUCAUUGUUUUAUCACCAGAGAUGUUAAAAAGCAGUAAACCAGGCUUUGUUUAUAUCCAGUUAUAGUACUAUGUGCUCCAGCUGCUAUAGGUUAAACUAGCACCACUCUGGCAGCUUUGUGGACAUAAUCGAUUGUUCUGGUCAACAAACAAAAGUAAAGGGCUAUGUUCCAUUAGGUUUUCAGUAAAAAACAACACAAAAGCUGCUUGCCAAGUGACAUUAUUUUCAUGCUGUUGUAUUAAAAGCAUAUGUAAACAAUGGAAAGUUAUGCAAACAAUGGAAAGAUAUAUAUUUUUAAUGUACUUGACAUUGACCCCUUUAAUGAUGUUCAGAUGGCAUCUGUCAAGUCUUCACAAGUUGUAUUUCUUUUUUUCUCUCUCUCUUUUUUUUUUUUUUUUCCCUGUAAGCUGUGCUAUAUUUUAAUGUGCAGCAGCAUUCUAAUAUGUCAAUGUUAUGGUAGACUAUGGAGUUAGUAUUCCUGGUGAAGUCAAGGACGUAAUUCAUGAAAACUUUAUUUGCUUUCCUGAUUGUAGGAUUCACUCUCUCCGCAACUUUCAGUCUUGCUAUAUGCAAUGUGGUAAGAUGGGCUAUAGAGCAGGAUGUCUUAAGUUAAGACAACACGAUGAUGGCUAUAGAGGCCUAAAUGAGUAUAUUAAAAAAACAGAGGUGCUUUUGGGCAGGGAGAAUGACCAAGUUUUGUUUUGUAAUGCGAUUUUCUUAUGACGCUCUUAGAUUACCUCAGUAUAGGACAACUUGUCUUUACAAAGUUCCAUUUUUUUAAGUGACCACCAAAGAAUUCAACUUUGAUUGUCCUAAAGCAGAGGUUUUUUUUUAAAUGUGCAAAUAGAAAAAGUAUUUUAAGCAUUGGUUAUGCUAUUUUUAAUAGCAUGAUCUGUAUGCCCUGGGGAGCACGUUUUAUGCAGCUCUAUGCCUUAGAAUAGUUUUGAAUAUCAAUUCCAAAUGCAUUUGAUAAGGAGGCUCAAAAUAUUUUAUGGGAUUUUGCUACCGAGGUCAUGGGUUAUAACAGUCUUCUGUGACGUGGCUUUUCUAAGGAAAGAUUUUUGAACACAGUGUUAACUAUCUCACAAUUAUUGCAGAUUUCCAAGUAUUGUUUUUUUCCUUAGUACUGUCAAAAUCUCAGCUCCUAGAACUGAGGACAUACAUAGGAUGUAUGUUAGCAAAAAGAAAUCUUUAUAAUUUAAUCCUGACGUUUGAAGUGCUUUAAAGCAUACUUCCUAAUAUUUCAAUACAAAUAAGAUAAGCCAAUUCCCUAGAAGUAGUUAAUUUUCCAGAAAACUAGUUAAUCCCAGUAGCUUUUGUGGAGCCUGCUUCAACAUGCUAGAUUCAUGAAGACAAAAAAACACUGUAUAGUGUUUACUGGAUUAAUUUUUCUUUUCCCAGUAGUGUGAUAUACUUAACCUGCAUGGUCAGUCAGCAUACCUUAAAAUCUGUGAAGGCAAUGCCAAGCAAUCAACAUUUUUUGAAGUGGAUGGUAUUCAUGUAGAUUAAUGUGCUAUGCUUCAGAAAGUGGAAGAGAAGGCUUUUAAAUGACAGUAAAUUGCUUAGCACGUGUUUAUGUUUUGUGAUUUUCAAGUAGAUUUUUUUCCAGCUUGUGUUCAAUUGUUGUAGCAGCCUCUGGUUUGGGUGAUGCAUGUAUUGCCUUUGUAAUACGUAACGCCUUUUUUUUAGAAACUGAAUGAAGUCAGGCAAGCUCAUGGUUUUAUUUAUUUUCUUACAGGACCUUAAAGAAAAAACUUGUUCAAAAAUAUUUUUUUUUACUAUGAUGGCAACUACAAAUUUUCUUUAUGAUACCUUUUUGUGUAUUUCUCCCUAACCAUUAUUUUUUCUCCUAAAUACAUCUUUCUUUCAAAAAAAAUAAUAUUUUAAACCUCUGGAAGAACAGUAAAAGAUAAAGCAUGUGAUCAAAAACCUUCCCAGACAAUUUAAAUGCAGUAUUUCUUUCUUUGGGACUGGAGUAAAUAUCCUUGGUCCUAUAAAUAAUAAAUAGAAAACACCUUUCUUUCUCCAUCCCCACCCAAAGAAAUUCAGACUGUAAUGUUUAUAAUUGUAAUUUACGUAAGAGGAAUUGAUUUUUUUUUUAUAAUGGCCCAUUUCAUAUAUUUCCUUUUUUGUUGUUGGUGGUGGUUUUUGUUUGUUUGUUUUUGUAGAGAAAUACAAAACCUGACAAUUUUUACUUUUUAAUUGAACUCAGUGAUGUUUGUUCACUUAAUGAAAAUUCAUUAUGCCCUGAUAAUGCACAGAUCUUGUUGCAAGGCUAAAAUAAUUAGUGUUUUUCAUUGCAUCUAGGCAGGAAACCUUCAUAUGUAAUGGAAAAGUAAUAUUUAAACCAACUAGGAGAGGAAGUACAGCAGUGUUACUUUUAAAAUAAAUUUCAAACUACAUGUUAUACAUAGAUAAUUUCACAAAGGACAUAUAAAAACAACAACACCAAAUCCACAAUGAUUCCGUUUUGCCUGAUGCUUGCUAUUAAUGAUUGCAUUACUAAUAUUUUCUCUGUUGUUCUAUCUGUGCCCCUGAGUAUUAAGUUCUUGAAUACAAGUUUGAGAGUUGUGGUAACUAAUAAUUAGCAGUGUAAAGUGUAUUUGUGAAAGUUAAAGUUGCAAGCAAUGUAUGUUGUUGAGGAUAACUGAGCUGGAGCAAUAUAUUUAGUGUACAACCAGGAAAUCAUCUUGUCACUUAUGUCAGUGAGAGCCCCAGAAAAUUGUAUGAAUUUUGCUUUUAGUUUUUCACCCCAACGUACCUCUUCACUGCAAUGUCCUGAGUGUUGCAUUUGUACCGUGGGCUCUCCCAUUUUUUGAUUGUUUUCAUAGAUUGUAUGUUUCGUGGUAUGAAUUUCAUAUCAUCAAGGUUUGAUGCUGCUUAUGCUAACUGCAAAGAUUUGAUGUUUGCAGGAACUGUACAUGACUGUAUUGCUGUCUUAGGUAAAAGGAGGAGUUUCUGAUGACUCAAGGAAGCUGAAGAGUUUGGACAGGAGUUUAAACCUGUCUGCUGCCUCUUCAGAGCUGAAUGAUAGUGUCAGUAGGAUUGAUAAAGCAUCAUAUGGUAAUUAUCAGUAGAUGAUCUUUACUGGUUGUAUAAAUUCGUGUAUUUAUAUAUAGAGCAUAGUGUGGAACUUGAUCUUUUCUAUAAAAAGAAAAAAAAAUUUUCUAGUUCUUUUCUACUACUGUUGCAUUAGGUUUAAUAGCUCUGUUAAUGGUUAGCUUAUGUACUUGAAAUGCUCAUUUCUGCCAUACAGAAGCCCAGCCUGUUUCUCAGAAAUUGUAAUCCAUUUGGAAACCAUCUGGAUUGUUCCAGGAGUAUUCCUGCUGCCAGUUGGAGCUAAUACCACCACUUGCAGUAACUUUUGUAGGCUUGAAUUGAUUGCCCAUAAUUUUAUAACCAAAAAAAUGCUUUUGAAAGGUGUUUUUUUUUUUUUUUUAUAAAUUAUGUAGAACUAAACUCAAAACACAAUCCUUUCAUUAUCUGUAAAAGUGUGUGGAUAUAUAUAUAUAUAUAUAUAUGUAACAUAUGUAUGUAUGUAUAUAUAUUAGCACUGUUAACACUUCAGCAAACUAGCAAAAUGCUGGCAAUUACAGACCUGAGAGUAUUUCUGGACAAACUGUAAUGAAUUUAGCUUCAGUGCUUAAAGAGCUACCACCUUCAGAGCAGCCAAGAGAAAAUGCAUAUAUUUACAUGGUAGAACGAUAAAAAUCUCUCUCAAAUAGUUGAAGACCUUGUUUCCCAGUUGACACACACUUUUUAUGUAAGCAUUUGGAUGGGAUUUUGAGUUCAUAUUCAUGUAACCUUUUGCUUAUAUUAGCAAGGGCAGAAGAAGCUGGUGUGUAAUUUGUAUUUAACACAGGUCGUGUCUGUACUCGUGUUCCCACACUGCUUCCCAGCUCCUGUGCCUGGAUAACUUCCCAGCUGCUUGGCAAGAUGAGACCCACGCACAUCUCCCCCAGUUUCCAUUCAGAAUAGCUGGACAGGCAGGCUAGGAAAGAUCUGUAGGAUGCUCCAGGAGGUCUCCUAACCAAGGCUUCAGGCCUCUAAGUCUCCUAUAGCCAUGGUAAGCUAAAAUCCUCCAGGUUGUACUCUUGCAAUUCCUGCCGAAAGCGUGAUUUAGUUUGCCGUCUCGCUAACAAUUAGCACUAUCUACUUGAAUGCCCUUUGAAAAAGAAGUGCUUGGGUAACUUCAUCAACUGUGUCAGGUUUUUGAACCUACUAGAAAUUAUUAUCGCUAUUAGUAGAACAGGUAUGCAAGUGACUAUUCUACAGAACAAAUACCUAGGAAAAAUAUUGUAGUAUGAUUGAAAGAUUAGUGACAGGAUUGAAAAGAAACUGAAAGUAAAAUAUGGUGCAAAGCUUAAAGCCAUUUUAUUUAUUUAUUUUUUAACAAAGACGUGCACAGUGCCCCAAAUCCCUACUAUGAACAUCUGAAGGGAAUUAUCAUUGUAAGUCCUACUUUUAAUCAACUAGAAAAAUAGGAUUGGAAACUUUUUAGUUAUUAAUAACCUGACAAUGACUGUAACAGGAAAAGGGUUAUAGAUAAUACUAUGUUUUUCUCCCUCCCUGCAUUAGUUGCAGUAAGCUUGGCAUGGGACUGCUUCUCAUUGCAGCUGUGGUCAAUUAUUAUGUGAAUAUAGAGGUUGAGGAAAACCCUUAGAAGCUGCUUGGUUUUGUCUCUUCUGUGAGGGAGAAUACAUGUGCUGACAAGAUACGACACAGGGGGGUCUUAGUGAGAUUUUUAAGAUAUCAGAGCUUCUUCUUGGAUGAUUUGUGAAUGUUUAUGAUGAGUACAUAGGUGUGGAGACACUCACCCAGAAGGUUUCCAGUGGCACUGUCCUCUCACGAGAUGUCAUCUCUCUCUAUUGAAAUAGGUAUUUCAAUAUGCUUUAGGUUGUACCAUAACUCACAUACAUAUCAACUAUCGUAAUAAACAAAUAGUGUCUUAAAUACCAGUAAAAUCCAGAAUCUAAGUACGCACUUGCCUUAUCGCUCUCCACUGAUGGUUAUUUUUUUCAGAAUACAUUCAUUGGUAUUCUUCGCUUGGGACGGGUAGAAAGUUUCUAUAGGAUGUCCAGAGCAGGUUAUCUUUAAAUCUGAAUGUUAUGGAAUUGCUCUGGAUGUUUUGGCAUUUUCAAAAAGCUGAUUUCUUCUAAGGGUAUUUCAGAGGUGCUGAGAGAGGUCCUAGCACAACAUGAGUGGUUUCUCUUAUUGGCCAAGCUUGUCUCUUAGAGUAGUGUUCCAGCCAAGUCCAGUAUUUAGUCAGUUCUGCAAUAACAUCCACUUACUUGCAUGAAUAAAUGCAUAAAGCACAGUGUAAAUGUUGCUGGAUGCAUCUCAUUCAGAGAUGUGAUACUAUAGUUUUCUGCACAGCUCAUAUGUUUGGGUCUGAAUGUAUUUUGAAGCAAAAAGCUGAAAUACACAAUUUCUACAUUUCGGCCUUUUUUUCUGCUUUCUCAAUUAGGUGAAAAUACCUAACAUGGUUUGUACUGUUCUAGUCAGGUGGAAAAAAAAUAAAAAUCUCAGAAUCAAAGGAUAGUUUAGGUUGUAAAGGACCGGUGGAGAUCAUCUUGUUCAACCUGCAUGCUCAGUAGCUUCUGCUGUUCGUUUCCCCUUGGUCAUGCUUACCCCACAGGGAAAUUCAUUGCCUUUGCAAAUAUGCAGAUUAAGGCCACAGACUGUUGGCACUUACACAUGUGCUUGGCUUCAAACAGCACUUUAGUCCCCCCUCGAGAUUGCUCGUGUACUUGAGUUUUAGCAUUUACGUGUAAGCCUAGAAGAGAUUUGGGUAGGUAGAAAUUGUUCUUCACAUGGAAGUCAUCGUCAGACUGAUCAUUGGUAGACUGUUGAAUGCCAUACCUAUGAAUGUUGUUCUCUUGCCAGUAUUUGCGUGUGCAUGUGUGUAUAUAUGCAGUACCUAGUUCGUAGUGUGUGUGCACACACACCUGUACAUAUAUAUGUAUAUAUAUGCCCUGGUUUUGCCCAAUAUAACGACGCCAACUUGUGUGUAGAGCCAAAACCUUAAAUAUAUACAAUGCUUGAGAUGCUGCAUUGUUUUUAUUAUAAUAUUUUUAUAUCAGAUAAAUUGCAGGAUGUUUACAGAUGCUUAUUAAUAUUUAACUUAUACAAUGGAGUGGCAGGAUGUUUAUGAUUGUUGUCAGCUAAAGAAUUGUACAAUAUUCUGGGUGAAAUUUUGGCUUUGUUGAAAUCCUUGGCAAAACUCCUAUUGAUCUCACUGGGGCCAAGAUUAAACCCCUCUGAAUCUAUUGUUUACUGGCUAUUUUCCUACUGUGAUUUUUUUUUUGAGUGACUGAAAUGUAUUUAUUUAUCCCAAUGUGAAAUCCGCAGUUGCUAUUUGGAUUUUUCUACAGAACCUGCAAGAUACAACACAGGUGGGAAUAUAUGCCUCAUUGAAUGUACAGACUUUUUUCAUUGUUCUGGUCCUUGAAUACGUCUAAGAAAAUAGCUUCUAAAAUAACUUUUGUAAGAUUUAAUAUAGAAUCUUCUAAAAAUAGAUCAUUUUUCAUAUCUUCCUCCACAAAGUUGGCAUGCAGUGUAGUAAGUGAAGAUGAAGAAUUAUUUAUACAGUUCACUUGGCUCUGCUGAUCUGGAAUGAAACAUAAAGAACCUUGUCCAAAAGUACCUUACCUAAACAAACACAUGAACAAAAAAAAACAACCCAACUUUAUAUAGUGUUUUAAACUUCUCAUCAAGACAUGGAGGUAUCUUCAGAGCCAGUCUGUAGAAUUAUUCUUUUAAUAUUUCAUGAGUGAAUACAAUUAUGCAAAUAUUAAGUGGUAGGGUAAGUCAUACAUUGACAUUAAAGAAAGCACUUACUAAGAGACAGAAGGAUCAGUUCUUCUAGCACCAGGGAGGAAAAAUAUUGUAAUGCAGUGCUUCCUAAAUCCCCUUCCAGGGUAUCUUUUAAUUCUGUAUGCUCUGAGUCUAUUCUUCCUGUAAAGAGACAGAAGGCUGUGUAACAGCCUAAUAAAUACAAAUUAUUAUUAUUUUUUUUUUUCAUCUGAGGCUAAAAAUUUUGUUUUCAAACAACAGCUAUUGUGCACUUUGAAAUAUAUGUGUCUGGAAGAGGUAAGUUUGCAUUCGUUGUAGGUAGCCAUCCCGGGGAUACAGUAGGACUUGCAAAAUGAGAUAGUUAUCAACAAUGUUAUCAAAUGUUAUCAGAAGCUGAAGAAUUAGGGAGCCAGCCUUAUUCCCCCGUAUGAGGCUCUUUCUGAAGACAUCUGUACAGCAAUGCCCACCACCCCUAGGCUUCUUUUGCUCUAAUUUUUUUUAAGAAAGGAUAAUAUUCCGAUUCACACUCUUCCCCUUGCUAAUAAGAAAGGAAGUAUGCAUGCUGGUUGAACUUUCCAGGAUUUUGUCUCUGUUGGCUAUAGAAACCUCAAAAGAAUGAUCAGCCAUGGCUUACAAAGGAUACACAGGGCUCUGCCUGAGCUCGCUGGUCUGCUAAUGGGGAUCUGAUUGCAGAUGUGAGGAUACAAGCUCCCAUUGUGCUCCCUCUGUGGUCAGUUCUCCAUGAUUAGUGGGAGCAGGUGGGUGCCCAAGUGAGCAGACAGCUUUGCUUUUGCAUGUGCAUUGUCUUUCUGUAAUUGUAAUCAGGAAUGGGGUUCAGGACUCAAUGUUAUUUGUCUGAAAGGCCAUGACGAGUGCAGGAUAUAGGAGGAAAUGAGGAGGCAAGGGCUGGAGGUCUGGGUUCUGCUUUUGGUUUCCUGCUGCUGAGUUGGUAGGACUGGGGGCAAGUCAGUUACCCUUGGUGUGCCUCGCUGCUUCUGCCGGGGGCAGGAAGGAUGCUUACCAGCUUGAACAGCCUCUGAGACCUAUAGAUGAGUGGUGGUCUAUGAGUGGCUAAGUUUUACUGACACUGUUGUAUGUAGUAUAAAUAAAUUAAUUUGUCCGUAACACUGCAAAAAAAUAAAAAAAAAAAUUAAAAAUUGCUUUUUCUGGUUUCAGUUCUGACUAUUUAACGACCUACUACAUGCUGGGUAGUCAGUUUUGAAGCUUAGCAAUUGCUAUAGUACUUACAAUUACACACAUAGUGGGCUCUGUUUGCUGCAGAAAAGAGUAAAACUUUAAACUGCCUGACAAAACUUGCCAAUGAAGUAUAUCUAACAGAGCAGGGGUGUAACUUUUGGCUUUAUUUACUUGUAAUAAUGGUAAGGAACAGUGAAUUUUGUUUGUUUACAUACUGUUUACAAUGGCACAGUUUUAUUUUUAAUAUAUUAAAACAAUUGAGGUAUUUAUUGCAUAUACUAUUUUAAAGAUGUUUUAUGUGUUUUCACCUUUGGAAUAUAUUGUUACAUUUCCUUGUACAGAUAAUUUGGGUGGCUUUGUUAAUAUAGUUAGUAAUUUUUAUGACUACUAAGUGACCAGUUUUCCGUGCCUUUUUAUUGUUGAAUGCAUGAUUACAUAUUUAUUAUUGUAUGGAAGUCACUGAGAUGUGUAUUUUUGUAUUCUGCUGGAAGCAAUGGUUGAUUUUAUUGUACAUGAUAAGAGAUGCCUUCUAUAAUGGGCACUCAUAUGAGAUCUUCCUUCUCAAAUAAACAGAAUACAUUCGAUGUAUGUAAGUCCUUGAAUUCUUUCUGUGUCUGGAAAUUGAUGGAGAUCCUUCAACACCAUUACACUGAAUUUUAGAUGUUAUCCACUCAAAAUGUGGGCUGGUAGCAAUGUCAUCAAAUCUAAAACAAAAUUCCCCACUGAAAUCAAUACAAUAUUAAGUUCUUGGCACACUGUAAGCCUUUGUAAUUUAAAAGAAAACUCUGUAUGCUAAAGCUAAAUAAAAUUUGGAUGAAUGA